Messenger RNA from Astrephomene gubernaculifera, 2287 nucleotides. The record is from the annotation of a GenBank genome assembly. Lineage: Eukaryota; Viridiplantae; Chlorophyta; Chlorophyceae; Chlamydomonadales; Astrephomenaceae.
UUAUAGGUCCUUGCAGCCCGAUAGUGAGUGGUGUUCUUGAAGCGUUAGCGUGGGCCGACUGGGCCGAAAGCCGCACUUCUUUCUAUAGCUUUUUUUACUGAAGCUUGUGAUCAUGAGGCGUCAAGCUGUUAGCUGCCUUCGCGGCAUGUGGCAGGCAGCUGCUGGUGGCAGCUGCCGCGAGGCUACUAGCCAGGCUGGAGCAUGCUCCUUUGCAGCUCAGGGCUUGCUGGCGCAGCAGCAGCGCGGUCUGCGGUCCAGCACUGCCAACCGCCCCAUGGAGAUUGCGCCUCUAUCGGCGCUGCCUUGGUCGCUGCAGUCAGCCCGCACCGCCACGGCGGAAGCACUUGUCCCAGCUAAGGUGAACAACUUCACGCUCAACUUCGGACCUCAGCACCCAGCCGCUCACGGUGUGCUGCGUCUUGUGCUGGAGAUGAACGGCGAGAUUAUUACGCGAGCUGACCCCCACAUCGGGCUUCUGCACCGUGGCACGGAGAAGCUUAUUGAGUACAAGACGUACGCCCAGGGCCUGCCAUACUUCGACCGUCUGGACUAUGUCUCGAUGAUGUGCAUGGAGCACUCCUAUGUGCUGGCGAUUGAGCAGCUGCUGAACCUGGCCGUCCCGCUGCGUGGCCAGUACAUUCGCGUGCUGUACAGCGAGAUCACUCGUAUCAUGAACCACAUUCUGGCCAUUACCUGCCACUCGAUGGACGUGGGCGCGUUCACUCCUUUCCUGUGGGCUUUCGAGGAGCGCGAGAAGCUCUUCGAGUUCUACGAGCGCGUGUCUGGCGCCCGCAUGCACGCGGCCUACUUCCGCGUGGGUGGCGUGGCGCAGGACCUGCCCAUUGGCCUGCUGCGGGACAUCUACGACUGGGCGCGCCAGUUCGCCAGCCGCAUUGAUGAGGUGGAGGAGCUGCUGACGGGCAACCGCAUCUGGAAGGAGCGCACCGUGGAUGUGGGCACCAUCACUGCGCAGAUGGCCUGGGACUGGGGCUGCUCGGGCCCCAUCCUGCGCGCCAGCGGCAUUGACUGGGAUCUGCGCCGCGACCAGCCGUACGAGGUGUACGGCAAGAUGAAGUUCAACGUGCCCAUUGCCGGCCACGGCGAUUGCUACGACCGCUACCUGGUGCGCGUGCAGGAGAUGCGCGAGAGCCUGCGCAUCAUUUUCCAGUGCCUCAACGAGAUGCCGGACGGCCUCUACAAGAGCCCGGAUGCCAAGGUGUGCCCGCCUAGCCGCACCACCAUGAAGCAGAGCAUGGAGGCGCUCAUCCACCACUUCAAGCUCUACACGGAGGGCUUCCACGUGCCCGCGGGCGAGACCUACCGCGCCGUGGAGGCGCCCAAGGGAGAGUUUGGCGUGUACCUGGUGUCGCGCGGCGGCAACCGGCCGUACCGCUGCAAGAUCCGCUCGCCCGGCUACGCGCACUUGCAGAUGAUGGACGUGAUGGCGAAGGGCGCCAUGCUUGCGGAUGUGGUGACGAUCAUCGGCACGAUGGAUGUGGUGUUCGGUGAGAUUGACAGGUAAAGGAGGCAGCGGAGGAGGCGGAGCUUGAGCGUGGAGCAUGGGGAAGGCGUGGCAGAAUCGAAGUGGGUUGUGGUGAUGGGUGGUGCUCGUGGGUGCGGAGUGGAUAGAGGCGGAAGAGGGGGUGAGAGCCCGGGGCGCAGGGGAAGGAAGACGGCGGACGGGUUGGCGAGGAGAGCAGCAGCUUACACAAGGGGCCGUCCCGGAGGAAGCGUGCAUGGUCGCUCUCCUAGCAUGUAAGCCCCCAGGCGUGCAGCAUGGAUUGGGCCUGUGUAGGGGAGACGCCUGCAUCGGAUACCUGGCAAUCACGUUGAACCGUUGUGCUGGGUGGGAUUUUAAGGUUUGCAGCAGCAGGAUAGGGCCUUUCGCGAUGGGUCUUCCCGUCCUGGCUUGUCGAAGUGGGCUGCCCAUGCGUGACCCAGUUAGCGUGACAGAGGUUGCAGUGGCGGGUACAUGGAAUGGCUUCCAAACGGUACGGCCCAUCCCGGGUGGAUGAAGCGUCGAUCGGGCUAGGACAUAGUGCGUGCUGGGAGGAAGUGAUCUGAUUGUUCAGGCGCAGACAAGGCUGUAGCUAGGAAUUGGAGGUUCGGCCGGUUUUAGGGUGUGGCUUAUCAACCUGACAUAAAAUAGGUGGCCCCUCGCUUCGGAGGGCAUUUGGGUCGCCCGCACAUGGCGUGUCUCCGGCAAGUAAUUGGACAAUUACUUGCGCUAUGGGCCGGGCUUCGCAAGCGGCCAUGUGUAAAACAAGUGUAAUAGCAGAUACGUCGC